Penicillium pulvis is the source of this 331-nucleotide messenger RNA. RefSeq lists its product as uncharacterized. The transcript is spliced from 2 exons. Lineage: Eukaryota; Fungi; Ascomycota; Eurotiomycetes; Eurotiales; Aspergillaceae. The record is from RefSeq and is a predicted model, not a curated record. The coding region runs from base 79 to 276 and encodes 65 amino acids.
AACAUCAUCAAUCAACGCAAUCCAAACAAUCCAAUCUACAAUCAACCGAUCUCCCGAUCAACCAAAUCAUCCAUCAAAAUGCAGUUCAUCACCGUUAUCAUUGCUACCCUGGCCGCCGUUGCCACUGCUACUCCUUCCCCCGAUGCCUUUGAGAAGCGCACCUGUGUUGGCCACUACAAGAAUGCCUGCCACAGCACUGGCCCCGCUUGCUGCGACGGCUGGCAGUGUGUUGGCGCCACUGAGUGGAACGCCGGUGUUUGCAUUCCUCGCUACUAGAGGUCGAACUGUGAUGGGCGAGAAUAGACUUCAAGUUUAAUAAUCUGUUUCCGGA